AAAGUCAAAGUCACAUGAUCAUUCCAUGAGACAAAAUGGCGGAAGGGGAGGUAGCAAAGCUACAGAACCACUUGAGUCUGCUGAGAGAGGAAUAUGUCAAGCUCCAGAACCGCUUGUCAGAGGUCGAGAAGAAAUAUCAGAUAGCUGUAGCUGCUUUAGGACAGGAAGGGGAUGACAACUUUGUAGCAAGGCUACUGAAAACUGUGUCAGACCUUUUUGAUAAAGAGCUCUAUAGUGAUUUGACUGUAAGUCUAGAAGGAUCCAGGAAUUUGAGGGGCCAUCGUUUUGUUUUGGCAGCUAGAAGCGAUUACUGGGGUGUGGAUGACCUUUCACAAGUCACAACUCUUGAUCUCUCAGAUAUAAAGUAUGAAGUUUCUUAUGCAUUGAUGAAAUGGGUAUAUACAGACAGCAUAGACAUAAAGACUGAUGAGCUCUUCUUAUUAGAAUUACUGCGCACAGCCACUCGUUUCAAGUUAAAAGUUUUACAGGAGAGAUGUGAAAAUGGUCUGAUGUCCUUUGUUAACAUGAAGAACUGCAUUAGGUUUUACCAAACAGCUGAGGAAAUUCAGGCUGAACUUUUAAAGAAUCAUUGCUCAGAGCUGAUAUCAAAUCACUGGAAUGAUUUCACCAGUGAAGACUUUGAGCACAUGCCUGCCCCCCUCCUUUACCAGAUGUUUAAGACCAAGUCUGAGCACCCUCUCCAUACAGCCAUCAGAGCCAAGCGGGAGGAUGUAGUGUUCCUGUACCUGAUUGAGUUCGACGCCCAGCUCCGUGGCAAGUUGGUAGACAAGUUGAAUGAAGUAGAUAACAGGGGUGACCUCCCCUUAGAUCUGGCCCUGAGUAGUCGACAGGAGAGUAUUGCCAUGACACUUGUCAAUCAUAAAGUAGAUGUUAAUCGCCGUGACAAUGCAGGGAAAUGUCUUCUCCACAAGGCCAUUAAAAGAGCGGAUGAAUUUUCUGCCACCUUCUUGAUUGAGCACCAUGCAGAUGUAAACCUCACCACCUUCCUAGACAAGGAGAGUCCUCUACACAUGGUGGCCAGUUUUAACCCCGAGGUCACUGAGUCAGAGGUCAUGGCGGGGAUGGCUCGACUGGCUCAGAAAAUGAUCGACCAUGAUGCUGAUCCAAACUUGCAAGAUGCUUCUGGAAGUACCCCUCUACAUUGUGCAGUGUAUAAUAAGAAUGAGCCAGUUCUGAAGAUCCUCCUGAACUGUGGGAGGGUGAGGUUUGAAUUGAAGAAUUCUGAUGGCCACACUCCUCUAUGGCUUGCUCUACAACAGGGGGAGGAGCUAGGUGGAUCAGCAGAGCAAGUGUAUGGUCCCUCUAGUUUUGCAGCACAGCUGAUUGCUAAAGGGGCCUCCCCUGAUGCAGUGGAGCCUGAGACAGGUGACUGCCUUUUACAUUUAUGUGCUCGAUGUGGUAACUCAAGAGCAGGGAUAUUUUUAGCAAAACAUGCAGCAAAAGUGAAUCUCACAAAUAGCAAGGGAGAAACUCCUUUACAUUUAGCCUGCCUAAAUGGGCUGACUCAACUUGUAGAGGUAUUACUAGACAAGGGAGCUAAUCCAAACUCACAGACUCAUGCCCCCUCUGUUGAUCAUCUCGGUCUAGAAGAGGAGACAACUCCUGUGUCACAACAAACACCACUUCACUUAGCACUAGUCAACUCUCAUUCCAGCAUCGUAGAACUCUUUCUUCAACAUAAAAUCAAAGCAGCUCAUAGUGAGGACUCCUUUAAGAUAUUACCAAACUUUAACAUCAAGGAUUCCGAGGGACAAACUGUUCUGGGUCUUGCUUUGUGGUCAGGACUCCAUAAUGAGGCUGAUCGUCUGCUGGGAGCAGGGGCCAAUAUAAAUGAGAAAAAUGCAGAUGGCAUGACUCUCCUCCACCAGGCUAUAGAAAAACAGGACACCAAAAGUGCAUUGUUUUUGAUAGAACACCAAGCUGACCUUACAAUAAAAACUAAUGAAUUUGAGACACCACUGCAGCAUGCUAUAAGGCGCCACCUGCCUGUAGUUGUUGAUGUUCUCAGUAAAAAGGGAGCUAACUUAAAUAUCAAGAACAAAGAAGGGGAUUGCCCUCUGUGGCAGGCUCUAGACUCAGGCCAGGAGGAUGUGGCUCAAGUUCUGGUUAAGCAUGGCUGUGAUGUUGAUCUUUGGUCUGAGGGUCCAGGGAAGUGCCAACAGACUCUACUACAUAGGGCUAUUGAUGAGAACAAUGAAUCCAUUGCCUGCUUUCUCAUUAAGAAUGGCUGUGACAAAAAUAGUCCUCGACGGCCAGGGUUAAAUGGAGAAGGAGAGGAUGAAGCAAGGGAUGGAUGCUCCCCACUGCAUCUGGCCUGUACCUGGGGACUUGAACUAGUGGUCCAGUGCCUGAUGGAACAUAAUGCUAAUGUCAAUACCAAGGAUGCAGAGGGAAAGACGCCAAUCCACAUAGCAAUAGAGAACCAGCAUACUGUGAUUAUCUCCCUUUUACUGGCACAUCCAGGAUUGGAUCUGACAGUCAGAGACAGAUCAGGAUUAACUCCCUUCGCAGCUGCCAUGACAACCAAAAACAACAAGGCAGCUCAGGCUAUCCUGAAUAGAGAGCCCAAUGCAGCAGAACAGGUGGAUAAUAAAGGUUACAACUUCCUACAUACAGCGAUACAGAAAAGUGAUAUUGAGAGUGUCUUGUUCCUGAUGAGUGUCCAGGCCAAUGUAAACUCUCCCACUCAAGACUCAAAGAAACUAAUGCCUCUCCACCUAGCUGUCAUGGCAGGCUCUGAGAUGAUUGUCAGGAAUCUGUUGCUAGCUGGAGCAGAUAUAAAUGCUAGAACCAGGCAGGAUGAAACAUCGCUACAUUUAGCAGCAGAGAAGGAUCACGCUGCAAUCUGUUCGAUUCUGCUUAGCAAUAAAAUAGAUUAUGAUGCUGUGGAUGAAAAUCAUAGAAAUGCUCUUCAUGUGGCCACUAUGUAUGGGAAUAUUAACACGGUGAGAGUUUUGCUGACAGAAUCUCGAAUCAAUGCAGAGGCUGUGAAUGCAAAGGGACAGACACCACUCCAUACCCUCGGUCAGUAUGGAAAGGAAAAUGCAGCAGCCAUGUUUGAACUAUUUAGAGAGACCAUGCCAGAUUAUCCGCUGGACAUUCCUGAUGCUGAAGGCAAUACUGUUUUGCUUUUGGCUUACAUGAAUGGUAAUGGAAACCUCUGUCGGAGCCUGGUGAGAGCUGGCGCCAGACUGGGAACGAUGAACAAACAGGGAAUCAGCAUCUUCAAUGCACCUGUAGCUACUAAACAACUCUUAUUUAAAUUACUAGAUAUGUUGUCUUCUGAGCCUGCGUGGUCAGAGGGGGAUAUCUGUUUGGAAUGUGGGGUCAAAUUUGGGAUCAAAACUAGAAAACAUCAUUGCCGUCACUGUGGACGACUACUGUGUUCAAAGUGUUCUUCUAAAGACAUGCCUAUUGUUAAGUACAACCUACCUAAGCCUGUACGCGUAUGUGAAAUAUGCUUUGAUGUCCUCAGCCUUGGAGGAACGUUCUAGUGACCAGUCUAAUUAGCAUUUCUAAUUAACCAAUUAUUACAGUCAGUGAUAGAUACAUGUAGGUGUUGUAAUGUUGCUUUUUGAGCAGUGUUAUUGCAUAGAUUUACAAACAACUCCUUGCUCUUUUAAAAUUAUACACUUUCUUUAGAUUGUUAAUUGCAUUGUAUAUGGAGGCAUUUAGUCAAAACAGGUUCUUUAUCAAAUAGAAGAAAUAUUUACAUUUUUUUUUUUCACGCUAUGAAGAAUAUAUAUCACUUUGAAGUUCUUUCAUCAGCCACUGCUUAUUAAACAAAAUGUCACUGCUAUGAGAGAUGACUCUAAAUUAGUAAUCGCUUAUGUUUAUAUGAAAUUCUCAUCAUUAACAAUUUUUAACUCAGGAUUUUUCUCAAGAUUUACCUGUAAUAGUACAGUGAUUUUUUUUUUCCGAAUAUCAUUUGUGUCUAAAUCUCCUGAAAAUUGUUUGAAUGCAAGAAAAGUAGGCAAACGGUUAUCUCCCUUUGACAAAAAUAAUUGAUAAUUUAAAAUAGAUGGUCAACAAAGAUUGAAUGACUUCUGUGGGUAUUAUUCACAAGAAUUUCAAUGCAUUUUAUUUAAAGAUUUAUGUAUAUUAGAAUUGCAAGUACAGUAUUUACUACAUUUAACAGAAUAGGUAUAAUGUGAAUUUUAAACAAACUAUGAGUAUCAAUGGUGAACAAGAAUGCAUAUCUUUAAUUGUCAUAAUACUUGCCUACUUAGUACUAGAUAAAAGCAUUAUACCUCUUUUUUAUUCUGAAAUAUAGAUUAACCAAUACUAAACAAUUAUUUUCAUUUGUUUAUUCAAAAGAGAACCAGGAAGGUAUGUUUUAUGAAUUGAACGGUCUUACUUAUUAAAAAGAAGAUUUCGUGAAAUAUUCCUUUUUAAAUUCAGAACCCACGUUAUUAGUAAUAAAUUAAAGCUUGUAAGAAAAAAAGAACCCAGUGAUGUAAAGACUGUUUGAAUAACUUCAAGUACAAUCUAUAAACUUCUGAGCCAGUGAAAUAUUUCUACCUCUUGCGCUCCAUGAUUGCUUUGCAUAAAAAUUGGAAUACCAUUUAUCAUUACAAUGUAAUGUGAAACUGUGCCAUUCUUAUGGUGUAAGAAACAGAGUUAUGUUCAUAUCAAAAAUUCAAGACAGCAGUAAAUAUAUCUGUCUUUCUAAGAUUAUCUGUAAGAUUGGCAUUAUAAGAUGCAGAAGCAGGGUUUUAGGUGCAAUAUACAAUGAACAAAUUUUGUUUUUAUUUAUUUACAGUAUGUUGUUACUGCUUUAUAUUCUUAUGUAUGCAUUAAAUGUGUCAAAGUA
Messenger RNA from Saccostrea echinata, 4834 nucleotides. RefSeq names its product rabankyrin-5-like. NCBI's taxonomy places the organism in Eukaryota, Metazoa, Mollusca, Bivalvia, Ostreida, Ostreidae. Gene Ontology annotation, cellular component: endosome membrane. Gene Ontology annotation, biological process: retrograde transport, endosome to Golgi; Golgi to lysosome transport. Gene Ontology annotation, molecular function: metal ion binding; small GTPase binding. The transcript is spliced from 26 exons. The coding region runs from base 36 to 3515 and encodes 1159 amino acids. The record is from RefSeq and is a predicted model, not a curated record.